AUGGCGGCGGUGAAUAGUCUUCAGAGGCCGUACACCCCAGGAAAACCUUUAUCAAUUGCUGAAAGACAACACAUUAUAGAAUUAUUUAACGGCGGACUCACAAAAACGGAAGUUUCUGAACGGCUCCGCGUAACUUUUCGUUGUGUAACAAAUGUCAUCGAACAUUAUCGUCGGUAUGGHUCUGUCAAUCCGUUAGGUCAUAGCGGUAAGCAGCCUGUUGUUUUGACAGAUGAUAUUCUGGAGGUCGUAGAGGUUUGGAAGCAUCAGAAACCAUCCUUGUAUGCUUCUGAGAUAAAGGAUAGGCUCAUACUUGAAGGGAUUUGUCAUUGGUCUACAGCACCAUCUGUGUCAGCAAUAAACCGUGCUYUUUCAACAAAGCUUGAUAUGUCGUGGAAGAAAAUCACAAGUGUCCCCUCUGAAUAUUAUAACAAUGAAUACAAAGUUGAUGAUUACUUAGAGAUUACAAGUCGGCUAGAUCCAUCAACCCUUMACUUCUUUGAYGAGUCGUCCGUUAUUAAGACUACGUCUAAUCGUUUAUAUGGCAGCAGCUUCAAAGGUUAUCGAGCAAUUGAAAUUCAAAGGUAUGCGUCGAAUGCAACAUUCACGGUUAAUUUGCUUCAUAGUAUACUUGGAGUGGAUUAUUACAAUGUCAUACCUGGAGCAUCGAAUGGAGAAGAGUUAGUUGCAUUCUUCAGUUAUGCWCUGGACUGUGAGAGACAAAAUGGACUACCAGUCUUUAUGAAUGGAGACACUGUUAUCAUGGAUAACUGCGGUUUUCACCAUGGGCAUAUAACAGAGCAAGCACUUCGACACAUACUAGGAGCUAAAGGUGUGAAUCUAGUUUACCAACCACCUUACUCACCUCACCUCAACACUUGUGAAUACUGUUUUAAUCAAAUGAAACAAACCCUAAAGUUAGAUGAACAUUUUUCACAGGCUUAUACAGAGUUGGCUAUAAUGCAUGCUGUAAAUAAUAUCACGCCGACACAACCACUUAAUUACUUUAAAAAGUGUGGUUAUGUGUUCUAG
Messenger RNA from Exaiptasia diaphana, 1029 nucleotides. RefSeq lists its product as uncharacterized. The transcript has a single exon. Gene Ontology annotation, biological process: regulation of transcription by RNA polymerase II; anatomical structure development. The coding region runs from base 1 to 1029 and encodes 342 amino acids. The record is from RefSeq and is a predicted model, not a curated record. Gene Ontology annotation, molecular function: DNA-binding transcription factor activity, RNA polymerase II-specific; RNA polymerase II cis-regulatory region sequence-specific DNA binding. Lineage: Eukaryota; Metazoa; Cnidaria; Anthozoa; Actiniaria; Aiptasiidae.